This is a messenger RNA of Phascolarctos cinereus (koala), 2216 nucleotides long. The record is from RefSeq and is a predicted model, not a curated record. NCBI's taxonomy places the organism in Eukaryota, Metazoa, Chordata, Mammalia, Diprotodontia, Phascolarctidae.
GGAUACCCCGAGGGCUUUGUAGCUCUUGGUCCUGCGGAGUCGGCAGCGCUUGUCCUGGGUCUGGUGAGGGGGAGGGGAGGGGACGGGCGCCCGGCACCCCCGCCCCCUCCCCUCUCCUUGCCUCAGUUGGCGAGUCUCUCAAAUGGGGCGAAGGCUCCUGGAUCCUGGGGGGGCUGUGAGGCGGGACUGCCCCGCCCCCUCCUUUUUUCUUCCCCCUCCCCCCUCAAUUUCCCGUCCUCCUCUUCUUUCUCUCCCCACGUCCAAGCUCCCCUUCCCUCCCCUUCCCCUCUCCUGUUCCCCAGAUCCCCCACUCUGACAUGAAUGUCCUUGGACUACCACCCCCCUGCAUUUUGGGGGUUCGGACCCCUGGGAAAGGAGCCUCCAGCCCCAAAGCCUGCUUCCCUCACCUCCCCAGCUGUCAUCACCUCCGCCUCUUGGGACCCCUUGGGCCUGGGUGCGAGCAGCAAGGAGCCAGAAUGGGCCCCCAGUUCCUCACCAGCAGGCCCCCCCAGGAAUCAGUGACCUUCAAGGAUGUGGCUGUGGACUUCACCUGGGAGGAGUGGGGCUACCUGGACACUUCUCAGAAGGAGCUUUACUGGGAGGUGAUGCUGGAGAACUACAGGAACCUGGUCUGCCUGAGCCUUGCAGAUUCCAACAAGGACGUGAUCUCUCAGCUGGAGUUGGGGGAAGCAUAUGGGAUUCCAACGGGUAGUGUCCUAAGAGUCGUCUGGCCAGAUUGGGAUACCAGGCCUCAGACCAAGGAGUCGACUCCAAAGAUGGGUGUUUCUGUGGAAGACUUAGCCCGGCAAGCACCCUCAUGGGAUGACCCAUGCAUCUCCAAGAUGGGAAGAGCCUGGGAGUAUUAUGGCAGGUUAAAGAGAGAGCAGAGCAAUGAGGAGAAAUACCCUAGAAAAGCAAAAGUAAACCCAACAGAACCUCCCAAUGAAGGGAGAGGCUCUGAGUGCAAUAAAUAUGGCCCAGUCCUUUCUCCACAGCAGGGAGCAUCUGUAGUGAUGGGUCUCCAUAGAGGUGAUAACCAGUGGAGGAACUUCACCGGGGAGUCAGGCCAAAGACAGUGUAAUCAAGUCUAUUCACAGAAGAAAUAUUCUGAGGUUAACAAAUGUCAGGAAACCUUCAGUUAUGAUUUUGAUGACAUUAAAAAAUAUGGGAUUCACGCUGAAGAGAAAUAUCAUGAAAGUGGGAAUUCUUUCCUCCUGAAUAAUGAACUUAGUCGAUACCAGAGAACUGAUACAGAAAGAAAGUGUUCUGAAUUGACAAAAUGUGACAAGACAUCCUGUCAGAAGGCAAAUCUGACUCAGCACACUAGUAUUCAGAGUCAAAACAAAUAUAAAUGCAGUGAAUGUGGAAAGGCCUUCCCGCAGAAGAUAAAACUUAUACAACAUUACAGAAUUCAUACUGGAGAGAAACCUUUCAAAUGUAGUGAAUGUGGAAAGGCCUUCCGCCAAAAGGCACAUCUCAUAAGACAUUGUAGGAUUCAUACUGGAGAGAAACCUUUUAAAUGCAGUGAUUGUGGGAAAGCCUUUCCCUGGAGCACGGCACUGACUCUACAUCAGAGAAUUCACACUGGAGAGAAAUCCUACGAAUGCAAGGAAUGUGGGAAGACAUUUACAUCACACAGUAACCUUUCUCUGCACAGGAGAAUUCAUAAAGGAAUAAAACCUCAUGAAUGCAGUGUAUGUGGGAAGGCAUUCUCUCAGAAAUUCAUUCUCACUCAUCACAGUAUCAUUCAUAGUGGAGAGAAACCUUAUGAAUGCAAUGAAUGUGGAAAGGCAUUCCCAACAAACUCUAAACUUUCUAUGCACCAGAGAAUUCAUACAGGAAUAAAGCCUUAUAAAUGCAGUGAAUGUGGAAAAGCAUUCUCUCAGAAGUCUGAUCUUACUCGUCAUGUUAGCAUUCAUACUAAAGAAAAAUCAUAUGAAUGCACUGAAUGUGGAAAAUCCUUCACUAGGGGUGCAGGUUUUUCAUCCCAUAAGAGAAUACAUUCCAGACAGAAAUCUUAUGAAUGUAAUUAAUGUGGGAAAGCAUUCCCCCAGAUCACAGCACUUAGUCAACAUUAUUGAUUCAUGAUAGAAUUCAUGAUGGAGAGAAACCUUAUUAGUAUAAUCGUUGAAGCAAUACAUUUCUCUGGGAGAGACUUUUUGAUAAAUGUACUUAAUAUUGGAAAAGAUCCAAGAAAUAUAAUCAUGUGGAAAGCC